AAAUACAAAUAAUUUUAGCCCAGCGGUCUCUGUAUCUCCCUGCCUUUCCUCCUCUGUAAAGAAAGUCCGCGUGGUCCAGACGCUGCUCCGGUUCAGCGCUGAUUUCAACAAUUAACUCGACCGGGGGGACAAGAUGGCGGCCAUGUACGAGAAGAGUGACAUGAAGAGUGGAAUGCUGGAUGAUGGAGCGCCCAUUCACCGCAUCCGGAUCACUCUCACAUCCAGCAACGUAAAGUCCCUGGAGAAAGUGUGCUCCGAGCUGGUACGAGGGGCCAAGGACAAACAGCUGAAGGUGAAGGGACCCGUUCGCAUGCCGACCAAGACCCUGCGUAUCACCACCAGGAAGACCCCCUGUGGUGAGGGCUCCAAGACCUGGGACCGUUUUCAGAUGAGAAUUCACAAACGCGUCAUCGAUCUCCACUCUCCGUCUGAAAUUGUCAAGCAGAUUACCAGCAUUAGUAUCGAGCCAGAUGUGGACGUGGAGGUGACCAUUGCCGAGUGAGGUCCUGUUGCGUCCUCCAGGGUCAGGUCGUCACUGGGUGGUGAAUAAAUCCAGCCAGUCGCUCA
Scylla paramamosain (green mud crab) is the source of this 567-nucleotide messenger RNA. RefSeq names its product small ribosomal subunit protein uS10-like (gene RpS20). The record is from RefSeq and is a predicted model, not a curated record. Lineage: Eukaryota; Metazoa; Arthropoda; Malacostraca; Decapoda; Portunidae. The transcript has 3 exons. Gene Ontology annotation, biological process: translation. The coding region runs from base 134 to 502 and encodes 122 amino acids. Gene Ontology annotation, cellular component: cytosolic small ribosomal subunit; ribosome. Gene Ontology annotation, molecular function: structural constituent of ribosome.